Tripterygium wilfordii is the source of this 2136-nucleotide messenger RNA. Its product is annotated as UNC93-like protein 1. The coding region runs from base 522 to 1934 and encodes 470 amino acids. The record is from RefSeq and is a predicted model, not a curated record. NCBI's taxonomy places the organism in Eukaryota, Viridiplantae, Streptophyta, Magnoliopsida, Celastrales, Celastraceae. The transcript is spliced from 2 exons.
AACAUGUGUUGAGAAUGAGAAAUAGUCUGAUUGGUCAGAUUGUCUGUCCAGGACCUUGAGAUUCAGGGUUCUAUUCUCAUUAGGGGGUUUGGGAUUUGGACAGUUUUACAUCCGCUGUGGUGACGGCUUAGCGUGUUCAUGUGGAAUACAUGUUAUUCGAUAAAGACAAACAAUUUCUUUAUCCAUUUAUAUAUGUGAUGAAAAUCCGUGCCUUACAAAUGUCGCAACGUAGACAUUUUGGCUCUUUCCUGGUGUCUGGUAUGCAAAAGUCCGAGGUUAGAUGGUCCUUAUAAUGCAAAGAGUUAUCAACACACCUCAACAAAAGCCAAGAGACCUUGUUUGCAGCCGGUAUGUGCUGGAAACUCUCACAAGGAAAAACAAGGUACAAUCGGAGCAACAUAACCAAAGCUUCCCUCCAACUAUAAGGCCGUGCCCGAUCUCGUUUGAGAUUCUCAACAAAGGGAUAUUCACCCUGCCCCUAUCCAGCAGGUUCUGAUUUUGGUCUCUCUCCCAAAGCCAUCAUGGGAUCUCUUGGGGAGGAGAAAGUGGAAGCAGCUCAACUACCUACAAGGUCGUCCCUUUUCAGGUACAAUUCACCUCUGAUUCAAGUUAGCUUGAUCGGUUUAGUUUGCUUCUGUUGCCCUGGCAUGUUCAAUGCCCUCUCUGGUAUGGGAGGUGGUGGUCAGGUUGACCCAACAGCAGCCAACAAUGCUAAUACUGCUCUGUAUACAACUUUUGCCGUCUUUGGAGUCCUUGGUGGUGGAAUCUAUAACAUUUUUGGUCCUCGUCUUACCCUCGCUGCUGGCUGCUCCACCUAUGUUCUUUAUGCUGGCUCUUUCCUUUACUACAACCACCACCAAGACCAAACCUUUGCCAUUGUUGCUGGUGCUGUGCUUGGCAUUGGUGCAGGCCUUCUUUGGGCUGGACAAGGAGCUAUGAUGACUUCCUAUCCUUCUCCUGGCCGCAAAGGGAUCUAUAUCUCGCUUUUCUGGUGUAUUUUCAACAUGGGUGGUGUCAUUGGUGGCCUCAUCCCUUUCAUCCUCAACUACAAACGCAAAGAGGCUGAAACUGUGAGUGACAGCACCUACAUAGCCUUCAUGUGUUUCAUGUCUGCUGGUGCGCUUAUUUCCUUUGCAAUUCUGCCUCCGAGUCGUGUCAUUAGAGGUGACGGUACUCGCUGCACCAACAUCAAGUAUUCUAAAGUCUCCACUGAGGUCAUUGAGAUCCUAAAGCUUUUCAAGAAUUGGAAAAUGCUUCUUAUUGUACCUGCUGCUUGGGCUAGCAACUUCUUCUACCCCUACCAGUUCAACAAUGUUAAUGGAAUGAUGUUCAAUUUGAGGACUAGAGGGUUCAAUAAUGUCUUCUACUGGGGCGCACAAAUGUUGGGAUCAGUUGGAAUUGGGUACAUAAUGGACUUCAGCUUUGCAAGUCGAAGAACCAGGGGAUUCGCAGGAAUCGCAAUUGUUGGUCUGAUUGGGACAGCCAUUUGGGGUGGUGGCCUUGCUAACCAGUUGAAGUAUUCCCAUAGCAAUCCUCCAAAGCGUUUGGACUUCAAAGACUCUGGAGAGUUUGCUGGACCAUUUUUUCUCUACUUCUGUUAUGGUUUGCUUGAUGCCAUGUUUCAGAGCAUGGUUUAUUGGGUGAUUGGAGCACUGGCUGAUGAUUCCGAAAUUCUUAGCAGGUAUGCUGGAUUCUACAAGGGAGUGCAGAGUGCUGGAGCUGCAGUCGCGUGGCAAGUUGACACGCAUAAGGUCCCUUUGCUUUCUCAGUUAAUCGUGAAUUGGUCACUUACCACAUUGAGCUAUCCAUUGCUGAUAGUCUUGAUCAUGUUGGCUGUAAAGGAUGAAGACAGACCCAUGGAGGUAGCCCUAGAAGGAUCUGCUUUGUCAUCAGCUCCUACUGCUGCCCGCAAUGAACUUAGCAAGCCUUCUUGAGAUACUCGCCUAGGUUUAUGUAUUUUCUUCCAUUCCUGUCUGGCUUUUUUUGAGAAAAACAAUACAACCUUAAUAGAAAUGUAUUGAUAUUGCAUGAAUCCCAAUCGGGAAACAUGUUUUUUCUUCAAACCGGCAUGCCCUAAACAUUUUUUCUAUUGGUAUUACUCGUGGAAUUUAUGUGAACUACCCAUGAAAAUCUAAC